CACAGGCACUUGUAAUUUGAGAUACUUUUUAUAGUAUAGGCGAGGUUAUGUUAAGUUUUUAAAGCAUGAUAUUUUACAUCCCAGAUAAUUUUGAUUGACAAGAGGUGAAAACAAUUUGUUGACAUGUCUUUGUUGGGGAGAAACAGCUUUGUUAGAUCAUGUUUACCUGUUUUGAUAGGGAUCUGCAUGGGUAUAGCCUUAAACAUGAUGGUGGCACCAUUUCUUGAUGAUCUGUGUGAUCCCAUAGAUACAAAGGAUACAGAAAGUUUAAUUAAAUUACGAGAAACAAAGAUGGUCCAUGAGCUAGAUACUAAAAACAAGGACCAAGAACCAGGAAAAGGUGAAGCGAAUGAGCAAGAGACUGAAUCAGAUGGGAAUGAUUUCUACAUUCAUGAGCAAAAAUAUCAGCGUGAAGAAAUGAAUGAUGGUAAAAAAUUUGUUCGACCAAGAUUUGCUUCAACUGAACUUGGUAUAAGAGAAAAGCUGUUUGUUGGAGUAUUGUCCACCCCUCACACAGUCAAUUCCUUUGGAAUGGCACUGAAUAAAACAUUUGCACAUUAUGUUACAAAAACAGUUUUCUUUACAAAUGGUAAAAGUGGAUUGCCUCCCCCUGGGAUGCAAGUCAUUAGUUUUCCUGAUCAGGACCAUAAGAAACUUCCAAUACACGCACUUAAAUACAUAAAGGAACAUUAUGCAAGUACAUUUGAUUAUUACUUAUUCAUCACUGAUCGUACUUAUAUAAGAGGAGAAAAACUUUAUGAACUUGUUGGACACAUCAGUAUCAGUGAAGAGGUACAUAUGGGAGCCAUAUUACAUAGAGGUGACCAAAGAGACAUGUGUACACUUGACGGUGGUGUUAUUCUUUCACAGAAUGUUUUAACGAAAGUAUAUCCUAAAAUAGAUUCCUGUUUUUUGAAGUCUGAACAGAACCCAAGCCUAGCAUUUGAAGCUUGUAUUUUACAAACUGCCAAUUCAAAGUGUUCAGAAAAAGGAGGGGAUAAAAACUUUCGAUCUUAUAAAGUAGAUGAUUUUGAAUUUGAUGAUGACAUUACAAGUUUACGUAACGAUGCCAUGUUUAACAGUUCAUUCGCAAUAUAUCCAAUGCCAGAUGAUAUAUCCCUGUAUAAAAUACAUAGAUAUUUUUGUCAGUUGGAAAUCAACCUUACUCGUCAAGAAAUUCAGAAAGCCAAGGACAGUAUUAUUGGUUUGAGUGAAUUUGCACCAGGUGGAAAAGGUUCUCUUCAGUGGCCAAUAGGUGUGCCAGAAGCCUUUAAACCAAACACAAGAUUUGAUAUACUACAGUGGUCCUACUUCACAGACACACAUAUAUACUUUAAUGAUGACUUUACCAACGUUAGACCAUUACAAGGAGCUGACAAACAAGAUAUACAAGAAAUUCAACAGAUAGCGUUUGACAGAUUAACCAGCAAUUAUGGUGACAAAUUCAAACAGUUUAAACUUAUAAACGGAUACAGAAGAUUUGAGCCCUCAAGAGGCAUGGAAUACACAUUAGAUUUAGAACUGUAUGGGAAACAUAGACAUGAAAAGACAGUACAGAAACGAGUUCAUUUACUCCGUCCUUUAGGUAAAGUGGAAAUUGUCCCCAUGCCAUAUGUGACAGAAAAUUCUCAAAUACAUUUAAUCUUGCCUGUGUAUGAAAGUGAUGUUGGAGAUUUUGGGAAUUUUAUGGAAGGAUUUGCAAAAACAGUCUUAGAAACAAGCGAUAAUUCCUAUCUUUAUGUUAUAUUUGUGUAUGAGAAGAAGGAGGGGAAAAGUGGUGAUCCUUUUGCUGUUGCCAAAAGUGUAAUAGAUUACCAUCUAAAUAACCAUCCCAGUAGAAAGGGUACUGUCACAUGGAAGGUGUUAGAGACUUCUGAUAGGUCAGAAAUAGCUCUACUGGACUACGUUGUCAGAGAUUUACAAUCUGGAGAUCUAGUAAGUGUUUGUAGUGUCGGUAUGGAAAUGGACAUUGAUUACUUGAAUCGAGUCCGUAUGAACACCAUACCAAAUGUUCAAGUCUUUUUUCCUAUUAGUUUCUGGCAAUAUAAACAGAAUAUAGCAUAUGAACAGUCCCCCUAUCCACCUGGUGUUGAGCUCGGUCAGAAAUAUGGUCAUUUUGACGUUGAUUCCUAUGAACACAGCUCAUUUUACAUGUCUGACUAUAUGAACAGUAGGAAACAUGUGCCACCAAGUGAUACAAGAAAAACUUCAUUAAUAGACAUAUUCUUAAACAUUCAAAAUCUCCAUGUCUUCAGAGCUGCUGAACCUUCACUCAGAAUUCGUUGGAAAUUGCUUGAUUGUCCAGUCACAGAUGAUGAGAAGUUACGAUGUAAUAAAAGAAAAUCACAAAGUUUAGCUAGCCGUUCACAGCUUGCAAAAGCAGUGUUUGAUUACAGUGAAAAGAAACAUUUAUCUGUAGACAAGGUUAUCAAAUCUGCCAAACACCAUACAGAUACCAUCGAUUAAAAAAUCUAUUUGAUAUCAUACAUAGAAUUUUGGUUCUUUCUUGCUAUUGAAUAUAAUAAGAGGUAAUUUUCAAUCAUCGUGAUCAUGAAAUUUCUUAAGAAUAGUAGUACUUAUAAAAGAAUUGCUACCAGCUUUGCUUUUUGCCAAUCUGCAAAAUAAAAAUUGCAAAACUAUUAUGCUUCAAUUGAUUCAAACAAAACUGGCUGAUCAUGAACUACAAGUACAAAAAUAGUUUAAAAGUUAACAAUUGGGUUGCUGUCCCAUAGAUAUAUAUCCAUAUUUCUUUUUAAUUGUCUAUAUUUGAAGAACCUUCUACAAAUUUCAAAAUUAUUACAUAAACAAUUAGUUUCAAAGUUACACAGUAUGAUUUUCUUUGUUACUAAGUUGCCAUCGGUUUUUAAAAUCACAUUUUAGCCCUCUACCUUUUUUCCAUUGUACAUGCAUGUAUGGUGACACAUGUGUUUGUUAGAGAGGCAAAUACAUUGUACCUGC
Messenger RNA from Mytilus californianus (California mussel), 2958 nucleotides. Its product is annotated as chondroitin sulfate glucuronyltransferase-like. Gene Ontology annotation, molecular function: glucuronosyl-N-acetylgalactosaminyl-proteoglycan 4-beta-N-acetylgalactosaminyltransferase activity. Gene Ontology annotation, cellular component: Golgi cisterna membrane. Lineage: Eukaryota; Metazoa; Mollusca; Bivalvia; Mytilida; Mytilidae. The record is from RefSeq and is a predicted model, not a curated record. The transcript is spliced from 6 exons. The coding region runs from base 124 to 2466 and encodes 780 amino acids.